AUGGACAUGCCCGUCAACGUCCCCGUCGACGACCCCAACGCCGACACCGAAUGGAACGACAUCCUCCGCAAACACGGCGUCAUACCAGAGAAGCCUCCAUCGCCGACCCCCAUGAUCGAGGAAGCCCUGACCGAAGCGCGCCGCCUCGCGCACGAAAACCGCCUCGAAGGCAAAGACUUAGAAGAGUUGGAUGAGCUAGAAGACGAAGAGGACGAAGACUUUCUGGACUCGUACCGGCAGAAGCGGAUGCAGGAGCUCUCCACGAUCCAGAACGCGAGCGUGUACAACCAAGUAUAUCCUUUGGCGAAACCGGACUGGACGAAAGAAGUCACCGACGCCUCACAUAAAGCCUUCAUAUUCGUUUUGUUAACAGCCUCCAACACGCCUUCCCGCCUUUUAGAAGGCGUGUGGAGGGAUCUGGCGAGGAAGUGGGGGGAUGUGAAGUUCUGCCAGAUGCGAGGGGAUUUGUGUAUCGAAGGGUAUCCGGAGCGGAAUUGUCCGACGGUUCUGGUGUAUAAGGAUGGGGAUGUGCGGAAGACGGUUGUCGGGUUGGGGGAGUUGGGAGAGGAGAAAGUUGGUGUCUCCAAUAUCGAAGGGGUGAUGAUUGAGCUUGGGGUCGUGAAGAGGGAGGACGCGAGGCUUAAGAGGAAGGGGGAGGGAGAUAGUGGAGAGGUGGGGGAUGGAGAGAGGAGGGGGUUAAGGCAGGGCGGGGUGGGACGGGGGUUGGGGGAUGACGAGGAUAGUGAUUGGGACUGA
Messenger RNA from Saxophila tyrrhenica, 756 nucleotides. RefSeq names its product Proteolipid protein 2 (gene PLP2). Bases 1 to 756 code for a protein of 251 amino acids. Lineage: Eukaryota; Fungi; Ascomycota; Dothideomycetes; Mycosphaerellales; Extremaceae. The transcript has 2 exons. Gene Ontology annotation, cellular component: cytoplasm. Gene Ontology annotation, biological process: protein folding. The record is from RefSeq and is a predicted model, not a curated record.